AUGAGGGGAGAUCGUGAGGGACAAAACAAGAUGCAAGGAAGAAAAGGAGAGGAUGAGUGGUCGCGUAGUGGUUUGGUUGAUCGUGGAGGUUGUGGGUUGUGGGGACACCGAAAUGGAGGUGGUCGUGUGGUGGGGUUGAAGGCGCGAUGGUGGCUACAGAGAUGGUUGUGGGGAUGGAGGAGACAAGCGUGGUGA
Molecule: messenger RNA, 195 nt
Organism: Sphenostylis stenocarpa
Lineage: Eukaryota; Viridiplantae; Streptophyta; Magnoliopsida; Fabales; Fabaceae
Source: the annotation of a GenBank genome assembly